UUUGGUUAAAUAUUUUACAAUAAUAUUACCCGUUAUGUUUGCCCCAAAACUACCGUAAUACUUCGUUAGCUGCUUUCUCUGCUUCUAAUUAACCUUCUUUUAAAAAAUGAGUUCGUUUCCUGAGUUACAAAACGAUCUAAUUAUUCGAGCUGCUCUGGGAAAGCCGGUGGACCGCGUCCCGGUGUGGAUUAUGCGGCAGGCUGGUCGGUACCUUCCCGAAUUCCGUCAACUCCGUUCGCAGUACGAUUUCUUCACUAUUUGCCGCACACCUGAACUGGCUUGCCAAGUCACCUUGCAACCUAUUGAGCGCUUUAAUCUGGAUGCAGCCAUUAUAUUUUCGGAUAUUUUGGUCAUUCCUCAGGCCCUGGGCAUGGAAGUGCAGAUGCUCAGUGAAAAGGGACCACACUUCCCGCGGCCGUUAAAUGUUCCGGAGGAUGUGAAACGGUUGAAUGCGGAUGUCAAUGUGAACGAGAGCCUGCAGUACGUUAUGCAAGCCCUAACCUUGACACGACAGCGGCUUAAUGGACGGGUGCCGUUAAUUGGUUUUUCUGGUGCACCCUGGACACUGAUGAGCUACAUGAUUGAAGGCGGCGGAAGUCAGACGCAAUCAAAAGCCAAAAGAUGGCUAUAUGCUUUUCCGGAACCAUCCACGCAGUUAUUGUCCUUGAUAGCCCGAACCGUUUCCGCUUAUCUUAUUGAACAGGUUGUGGCAGGUGCACAAAUGCUACAGAUAUUUGAAUCGCAUGGUGGAUACCUAACAAAAGAACUGUUUAUACGUUUCGCACUUCCCUAUCUACAAGAAAUUCAUGAUGCUGUCCAAGCUGGCUUGAAAGACCGCGGCUGUUACGACAUUCCCUUGGUUAUUUUCGCUAAAGACUGCCACCAUGUUAUCGGCGAGGUUAGCGCACUUGGCUAUGAUGUUGUUGGAUUAGAUUGGACUAUGGAUGCGGUAAAGACCAGACAACUGGUCGCUGAUAACGUCACGCUACAGGGUAAUCUUGAUCCCUGCGCCUUGUACAGCCCACCGGAAGACCUGAAGCAAAUGGCUCGAGACAUGGUUGACAGAUUUGGUAAACAGCGGUAUAUUGCUAACCUGGGUCACGGUAUUUACCCCGAUGUCGAUCCUGAGAGAGUAAAAUGUUUUGUUGACGCAAUUCAUGAGUACUCUUCUUCCAAUGCCGACAAGUAAAUGUUCAUUAUGAUUAUGUGCUGCGAAAAUGAAAUCGAAAAAUACAGUCAUCUGCAAAUAAUGUGAAAAACAUAACCGCAAAACUGUGUCUUGAUUCUGCCGUCCAGAUUAAGCGUUGAUAUCGAUAUCCACGAUGUACUCUGUACAUGUGGAAGUGCAUUUUUUUUUGCUGUAUUGUUAAACUUUUUGUUCGCAACACGCUAUGCUCGAAAGAUUACAGCGUGCUCUAUAAGGGACGAAGGGAAUAAUUAAGAAAUUAUCCAUCUGUCGGUUAGUGGUGUAGCUGUUGUUGAAGGAAAUCACAGCUAUGAGUUAUGCUAAUACGGUUCAGAUAUGUGUAUAAUAAAGAAAUUAAUUA
This is a messenger RNA of Paramacrobiotus metropolitanus, 1547 nucleotides long. Its product is annotated as uroporphyrinogen decarboxylase-like. Lineage: Eukaryota; Metazoa; Tardigrada; Eutardigrada; Parachela; Macrobiotidae. Gene Ontology annotation, biological process: heme biosynthetic process. Gene Ontology annotation, cellular component: cytosol. The record is from RefSeq and is a predicted model, not a curated record. The transcript is spliced from 2 exons. Gene Ontology annotation, molecular function: uroporphyrinogen decarboxylase activity. Bases 107 to 1189 code for a protein of 360 amino acids.